UCCAAGUGAUAGACUCCAACCAAGAAAGGGCUUUCUGAUACGGGACUUGGACUUCGCAUUCAUAGAACAUCCUCUCAACAGAAAAGCUGCCAACAAGCCUUUUGCAAUAAAAGUUUGGCGACAGUUGCAUGAUGAUAGAAAAGGUUCAAAACGGAACAAACAGCAGCAAAGAGGACCUAUACACAACCAGCCGUACAGGACAUAUUCUGGUGUUCCUGACCAAGACUUGCAUGGUGGCAGGAAGCCCUAUGUGCACUCAGAACCCCAAAGUCGCACGAAAGACAUUCGAAGAGGGCAAAACAUUAAAUAUGAAGAAAAGACUGUGACACAGUUGGGAGGUCCCAAUCGCCGUAAAGAUCCAAGGAAAGAUAAACCUGUUACUGUAGAGAGGGGUUGGUCUUCCCCUAACACACAGCAUGUUACUGCCCCUAGCACCCAGCACAUUAAUGUUCAGCACACUGGAUCACAUUCAAAGUCAAGACGAGGCAAGAUGGGUGGGGCAAGUGAGGACUAUUUCCAGGGAUGGCCUCCAUUGAAACAGGAUCGUAGACACUCUCGACGAAAGCACUCAAGUGUGUCCGAAGAUGAAGAGACUGUGUAUGGGUCACCUGAACCAUGUGCAGAACCUGCUGUUGCUGCAGAAUUAAGUCCCUGGGAAGAAAGUGAUGAUAAUUAUGAACAGCCUGUUAUGUCCCCAUCUCAAGCAGAAGCUGAUGAUGCUAGUCAUUUGGUUGAAGAUGAGGGGGCAUGUUCUCUAUCCAUCCUCAAUAAGCAGAACACUGAAACUGCAAGCUCAGCUCCAGUGAGGACAGACUAUGGAGGUUGGCCUCCACCAAGUCCACAUGGGGAAGGUGUUGUAGUAAAGACUGAACCACCCGCAGGUAAUGUCGAUGAACUUGAGCGCCUCAAGUUUCUUACAUUGGGGACUCCAGGACCACGUGCUGAAAGCUAUGAGCCUUUUGGUGGACUGGAAAAAUGCUGGUCCAGGACUCCGCCGUGGGAGCCCAGUAAUGAGACUCAGAAUCCAGUUAGGAGUUCCUCUGCAUCAGGGUAUGGUAUAUGCGACGUAAGUUCAUCUGUGCUGUGUCAACGCCAUUUAGUGGCAUAUGGGACAGCCCAUACCCUGGUGAAUCUGGAUCAGGCUAGAGCAGUUGUUUUUCCUUCCGAUUAUUACUCGGCAUGUCAUUCCUUCUACGAAGAAGAGGAACACUGAGUGUCUACGGUGAAUGUUUAUUCUUUUUUAAAACAAAAAAAAGAAAAAAAAUCAGUGUCGUCUUUAUUUCUCAUUUUGAAUACGCUUGUUUAAUAUAGUGAUAUCCACAAUUAAAAAAAAUUGUGACAAAAAAGUAAAAAAGAAAGACUUUGUACCUGUGUUUUUUAUGA
Messenger RNA from Schistocerca nitens (vagrant locust), 1383 nucleotides. RefSeq lists its product as uncharacterized. The transcript is spliced from 16 exons. Bases 491 to 1213 code for a protein of 240 amino acids. Lineage: Eukaryota; Metazoa; Arthropoda; Insecta; Orthoptera; Acrididae. The record is from RefSeq and is a predicted model, not a curated record.